GGCGGGGCGGAGCACGGCUCCUCCCCUCUUCCUCUCGCGUUGGUUCCGCUUGUAACGCUCUCUUCCUUGCUGCCGCUUCUGUUUGCCGCUGCUCGCGCCCGUCUCCGCUCCGGGCCGCUUGGGCGUUUUCUCUCUGCCUUAAAGUCGGGUGUCUUUUAUGAAUAAUCAAAAGCCGCAGAAGCCGACGCUAUCAGGGCAGCGUUUUAAAACUAGAAAGAGAGAUGAAAAAGAGAGGUUUGACCCUACUCAGUUCCAAGACUGUAUUAUUCAAGGUUUAACUGAAACUGGCACUGACUUGGAGGCAGUAGCAAAGUUUCUUGAUGCUUCUGGUGCAAAACUUGACUAUCGCCGCUAUGCAGAAACGCUUUUUGACAUCCUGGUGGCUGGUGGAAUGCUGGCCCCAGGUGGUACCCUGGCAGAUGACAUGACACGCACAAACGUCUGUGUAUUUGCUGCACAGGAAGACCUAGAAACCAUGCAAGCAUUUGCUCAGGUUUUUAACAAGCUAAUCAGGCGUUACAAGUACCUGGAGAAAGGCUUUGAAGAUGAAGUCAAAAAGUUGCUGCUGUUCCUGAAAGGGUUUUCAGAGUCUGAGCGGAACAAACUGGCCAUGCUGACAGGUAUUCUGCUUGCCAACGGGACGCUUAAUGCAUCAAUUCUCAACAGUCUCUACAAUGAGAACUUGGUUAAAGAAGGUGUUUCUGCAGCUUUUGCAGUCAAGCUGUUCAAAUCAUGGAUAAAUGAGAAAGAUAUUAAUGCAGUGGCUGUCAGUCUUCGUAAAGUCAAUAUGGAUAACAGGCUGAUGGAACUCUUCCCAGCCAACAAACAAAGUGUUGAACACUUUUCCAAGUACUUCACUGAAGCAGGACUGAAGGAACUUUCCGAGUAUGUUCGGAACCAGCAGACCAUAGGAGCUCGGAAAGAGCUGCAGAAAGAACUUCAGGAGCAGAUGUCUCGGGGAGAUCCGUUCAAGGAUAUAAUCUUGUACGUAAAGGAGGAGAUGAAGAAAAACAACAUCUCAGAACAGACUGUGGUAGCCAUAAUCUGGUCAAGUGUAAUGAGCACAGUGGAAUGGAACAAAAAGGAGGAGCUGGUAGCAGAGCAAGCCAUUAAGCACUUGAAGCAAUACAGCCCUCUACUUGCUGCCUUUACUACCCAAGGUCAGUCAGAGCUGACUCUUCUGUUGAAGAUUCAGGAGUAUUGUUAUGACAAUAUUCAUUUCAUGAAGGCCUUCCAGAAAAUAGUGGUGCUCUUCUAUAAAGCUGAAGUUCUGAGUGAAGAACCCAUCCUCAAGUGGUAUAAAGAUGCACAUCUUGCAAAAGGAAAGAGUGUUUUUCUGGAGCAAAUGAAAAAGUUUGUCGAAUGGCUCAAGAAUGCUGAAGAAGAGUCGGAAUCUGAAGCUGAAGAGGGUGACUGACCUGUGAAACUCUGUCCUUGGCAAAGCAAACGGGAGCUGUAGAUAAGUGUCAUGUCUCAUGUGUCCUUCUGAUUCCUACAUCCUACCUCCCUGUAUCAAGCAUGAUAUAAGGGCUCUCAUGGCAAUUUCUUUUAACUGUUUUAUAUAGUUAUUGAGAUACUGGAUUUAGUUUUUAAAACCAUGUUCUAAGUAGCUUACAGGAGCUGUUACAGAUUUGACUCUAACCUGCAUUUGUCCUUUCAGUUCUAUUCUACCUCCUGUAUUUUCUACUGUAAUAAUGUAAUUUAAGGCCUUCCACAAUGAAAUCAUUUUACUUUUUGGGUUUUCUGUCUAUAUUUGAGUACACAUGAUUAUGGUGAAUGAAAUUUAUGCCAGUUUUGUUUGUAAAUGAACCUGACAGAAGCCUCUGAAGCCAGGAGGCUGUGGCUUGUGUGGUAGCUCGGUGUGACAUGUCAGCCUGCACCAUGUGAGCCAGAUACCCUAUUCACUGGUGGUUGUCCAGCUCCCCAGGGACUUUGUCACCUCUUCCCUAUGCUUCCAGCGUAAAGCAUUCCAGCUGCUGGAUGAGGCAGCUGCCCCACUCCUGGGAAGGGAGUUCAGUGUCCUCCUGGAGAGGAGCUGUUACGGUGACAGUGAAGGGUAGUGCUGGAGGGGUAUGAUGAGUAGCAUCUCUGAACCUGCUGCCUCUCACAGCUGGUGGCCUGCACACCUGAUGGGUAGCACAGCCUGAGAGAGGUCUGGCUGCCUUACAGCUGGGCAGCAGCUCCUGGGGGAGCCUUACUGAGGCUCCCAUGGCAGUCCAAGCAAUACUGUUCCCCACACAGCCACCCAGCAGCUUUCUCGAGCCAGCCUCAAGCCAGCUUGCUUGAGUUGCUGUGUAAAUGCAUGAGUGCUGGAAGGUAAGGCAGAGAAAACUCUGUCCCCUCCCACUGAAAUUUAGUGAUUGUUUUAUGUUGGCAUUUGACAUGCUAAACCAAACAGCUUAUCUGCUCCGUGAAACUUUGCUUUCUUAAUGGAAUUUCUCAGGACAGCUCUUAAUUCAAGAAAAAUACUUGGUUAAAGAGUGAAGUCUGUACUGGUGUAAGCUAAUAAUGAGCAUUAACUGAAAUACUGGUAACCAGAGUACACCUAUGACAAAUAAAAUGAAAUGGAAAAAAUGA
This is a messenger RNA of Neopsephotus bourkii (Bourke's parrot), 2577 nucleotides long. It is a transcript of the gene BZW1, whose product is annotated as basic leucine zipper and W2 domains 1. Gene Ontology annotation, cellular component: membrane; cytoplasm. The record is from RefSeq and is a predicted model, not a curated record. The transcript has 12 exons. NCBI's taxonomy places the organism in Eukaryota, Metazoa, Chordata, Aves, Psittaciformes, Psittacidae. The coding region runs from base 158 to 1417 and encodes 419 amino acids. Gene Ontology annotation, molecular function: protein binding.